Bursaphelenchus xylophilus (pine wood nematode) is the source of this 7301-nucleotide messenger RNA. The record is from the annotation of a GenBank genome assembly. Lineage: Eukaryota; Metazoa; Nematoda; Chromadorea; Rhabditida; Aphelenchoididae.
AUGUUUGGGGCAAACUCGGCCCCUUCCAGUAGUUCUGGAGGCCUUCCACCGGCAUCCGAGCUCCUCUCUCCACCCACAAAUGGAAAUUCGUAUAACAGGCAUCUGCCGCCGACGUCGCCUCAGAUGGCACCUCCAUCCCCCUACAUUGGCACUCCAGGACAUUACCAGAGUCUAACUGAACCGGGAACUCCAGUUUUUCUAAAUCCGGCGUCUGUUGGCGAUCCAGUAAGAAAUUUUUGGACUAUCUCAUGUGUUAUAUAAUUUUAGGUGGCAUCUCCUUCAUAUGAAUCAAUGAGUCCAGCGAGCUUUACAAAUCAAUCCGCAGGCUCUACAAAGCCGUCGACGCCAAUGGCCGACCAGGCCAGCCCCGCGGCUUAUGGGCAAUAUGCAAAUCAACCUUAUUAUCCGGUAGGGAGUUGAAGGAGAAUAUUUUUUCUUGUUCACUUUUAGGGGUUGACGCCUAAUUUUUGAUGUUUUAGCCUCAUUAUCAGUCGGGUCGUCUUCCUCCAGCCGAAUCGCUGCCAAUAACAUCGAAUUUUGGGCCAAGGCCGCAAAAUUUUCCAAGGAAACCACCUCCAAGGUAAGCGAGAUUUUUGUUCGUUAUUUUGGUGUUUAGACCGGGUCCGCCCCAUCCUCAAGGAGAUAGUACUCUGCGGCAACAGCUCUCACGACCGCUCGCGCAUAAAGCCGCUCCAAUUGAUAAACGAAGGCAUACCAUGUAAGUCAUGGAUAUCGUCCCAAAAGUCCGGCCAUUUACACUUCAGCUCUCUAAAAUCGCUUUGGAGACAUUUUAGAGUUUCACAAGAAUUUUCUGCUAUUUUUAGCAUUUGGUGCACUGAUUCAUUAUAUUAUUUUACAUUCAGAUCCAGCCAAAGGACCUUGCCCCCGCUUCAGCAACCCUUGUCCGUCCCACCGCCCUCGGAUCACCAGCCCUACUACCCCCCAAAUGGCCCCAAGUCUGUUCCGAACAAUUUUGAUCCCGACCGGCCGUCAAGUCAUCCAUCAAACCAUCAUUCAGAGCCAUUUGAACAUGAUUUUGAGGGCCAUAUGUCGAAUGAAUUCGAUCAAUAUCUCCCACCGGCUCCAUUAAACCAAUACUACCCGCAGUCGCCGGUCCCAGAUCCAACUUAUCAGCAGCUGGAGACGUUUCAGCCGGAAAAUUUCCCGGAAUUUCCGGAAUAUCCACAAGAUCAAUUUUACGACCCACAAGGAAAUUUUAUUGGAUCUGAAGUACCGUAUAAUGUUCAUCAAGGUAGGUUAGAAGGUCCUGAGGCUGGACUGGGUAUGCGGAGGGCGUAACGUAUCGUUUUUGACAUUAUCGUGGGAUAAAAAAGUUGACGAAAGUUUGUGGAUAAUUUCUUGGCUUUUUUACCCUACAAAUUAUCCAAGAUUUUUUGAGAAUUUUCGGCAAAAAGCGAUGUUCGUUUUUUCGAUAUUUUUUCGCAAUUAAUGUGCUUUUUGAUAUUGUAAUAGUCACAGGAAGUUUAAUACUCACUUUUUACACCUCUUUUUGAUAUUCAAUAUUGUUUUAGGACCCCCACCAUACGACCCGAAUUACCCACCAGGACCGAGCCGCUUAGCCGGCCCACAACAAGUAGUUUAUCAUUCGACCGGCCCCAACGGACAACCUCAAACCGUGGUGCACACCGUGGUCGACCCUCAGAAUUAUGAAAACGGCGCUUUGCGACCGGAAGAUCCACCGAAUCGACCAAAAACUUCGUCGCCGAAAAAGGGGAAGAAGAAGGCCGAAAAUGAUAAUGGAGAACCGAAACCAAAGCCCAAGAGGAUACGAAAAAGUGCAGCGCAACUGAGAGUGAGUGAUUCGGAUAUUGUUUUAGGCAUAGAAACUUUUCAAAAAAAAAAUAAUUUUUUUUUUGAUUUUUUUGAAAAUUUUCAUAUUGUAGUAGACGUUUUGGCCUAAAAUUUCAUAUAUAUCAUAUUUUUAGCUAUAUGAUAUUUGAUUUAUAGGCUGAGAAGGCGGCCAGAGAAGCGGCGGCAUUGGAGGCGCAAGCUGCGCAGAAUGGAAUAGCCACCAAUCCAAUGCUCGCCAAUCCACAUGAACGAAUUCAAAUCCACAACGGUCAGAUCACUCGACAGCCGGUCCAGAAUGCCAACGGAACCUAUCCACAGCCUCAGAAUUUGGACCAACGCCCUAUUGAGGAAAUUGUUCAACCCUCCGGCGAUCUAGACGACUCGGCCAGCCUAAUGCCCCCACCCAAAGUUGACCGAGCUCCAAGUGUCUUAGCGGCCAAAGCAGCGGCCACGGAGAUCCGACCAGCCCAAUCCUCCCAGAUCUUAACGAACGCGCCUCCAACGGCCCCUGGAAUGGGCCAAAGUCCAGGCCCGGCCCAAAUGCAGAGCCCCAUUCCAAGUCCAAAUUUCCAUGGACCGAAUGGAUACAAUAGUGUGGGAAUGCCCAACAAUCAAGGCCAAAUCUCAUCAGGGUCCAGCCCAGUAACCCCAAUACCACCUGGAUUACCGGUCUCCGGACCCAUGGCCCCAGCCUACACUUCCCAAACCGGCUCCGUUCAAACAGGCCCAACUUACUCGGGAUCGCAUGGGAUAUGUUCGACGCCCGGUCAGGCUCAAGUCACGGGCCCACACGGCUCGGGAUACCAUCCCGGACCAGCCGCUAGCCCCGUAGAAUACAGAGCACCACCGUUUGGAAGUCAUGGUUUGCCCAACUCUCCGUAUGGCCAUCCUCAAGUUGGCCAGUACGGCCAAGAAUUGGACGAUCAAGAAUUGGCCAUGGACCGCGCCACCCCCGGAUUCGCCGACGACGCCAGCUUGGCCAACAUGGAUUAUAACAGCCAAGGAAGCCAAGGCUCGGCCCACGACGCCAGCCAACAUGGCUCGGCCGGCUCACGAACCCCCAGCUCCACCAGAGAAGAACCCCACGGCGAGCUGGAGGCGGUCCUAACCCAAGAACAGGGCAAAAAACUCCCGCCGAAGAGGGUCCGCACCGCCGCGCAUCGCGCCGAAAUUCAGCGACAGAAGUUUUUGAAACAAAGAGAGCAUGAGUGGAAGCAGGCCCGCGAAAAUCAUCAAUAUCUGGUCAGAUAUAUGCAGCUGAGAAAAAUGGUCCGAGCCCUGGUGUUCACCAACACGGCCCUUGCGGAUGAGGUAUCCAGGGUCAAAACACAAAUUGAUGUGGUCACGGAACAGAGAAAGUAAGAAUUUUGGAUUUUUUGAGAUUGGAUUUUAGGAAGGAGAAGAUUGAUAGAGCGAUUUUUUGGGGGAAAAAUAUGAAAUUUUAGAGUUGUUGGCUAAAAUAAGGUAAAAUUUGAAAUUUUUUUUUUUGAGUUUUAAAUUAAAGUCAAGAUGGUUUUAGAGGGAAGAGGGAAGUAUAAAGCUGAAUUUAGUUAGGACAAAUAAAGUUUUUAUGAUUUUUUGAUUUGAGACCAAUUUUUUUACUUUUUUGCCUAAAAUAAGGUAAAAUUUGGAGAUUUUUUGUGUUUAGCGGGUGAAAUUAGGCGUAUUUUGGCUGAAUAAGAAUGAAUGAGAUGUAGUGUUACCUAAAAAGGAGGAGGAUUCGGUAGUUUUCAGCUGAAAUUAUCAUUUUUUGCCAUAAAUAAGGUAAAUUUAGGUAAUAAAAAGUGAAAAAAUAAGUUUUUUUUGGCUAAAUUAAGGUGUAGCAAGAUGAUUUUUUGUCCGAAAUUUAUUUAUAAUCGCAUUUUGGAUUGGAAAAAUUGAAAGUUUGGCGUUUUUUGGCCAGAAUUUGUACCUAAAGUAAUAUAAAAUUUUUCCAGAUUGGUCGCAAAAGAGGUUCGCCAUUGCGAAAGGAAGAGAAUUCGUCGAAUGCAGACGCAUGAACGAAAAGCCCGCGCGCUGAAAGCGAAGCUGGAAGCGGCCGAACAGUCCGGACUCAACAAUCUCCCAUUCCAAGCGGAGCCGGACUCCUCGACCAACAAUUCCUUCACAUAUCCCCUUCAUUUGGACACUCGCCCAACCUUUGAUCCAAGAAGUUUGACGGUGAAACAGGAAAUGGCCAGUCCGGGGAUCCGCGGAAUUUCUGGAAAUGGACUUGGCACCCAAAAAGUUGGAAUUGAAGGACAAGGAGAGUUUGGAGACGCUGGAACAGGUGAGAAGGGGAAAAUUUAGAUGGAAAGAGGGAUUUUGGGGGAGUUAUGGGUGAACUACCGGCAGAUUUGGAGGUUUUAUGACCAAAAUUAUAUUAAUUUAGGUAGUUAUUGGCUAAAAUACGGAGGUUUUUGGGGAUUUUUGGAUAAAGAAUGUAAAAAAAGCAUGAUUUUGGAGACAAAUGGGGAAUGUGAGAUUUUAGAAUGAGAAAACGGGAAGUUUAAAACAAAAAAAAAUUUUUAAUUUUGGCGAUUUUGGAAUUUUUCUGAUUUUCAGGCGGAAAUCCCUCAAAAUUUCAACUCCAAAGCCCUCAACAAGCCGCACCAGCCCGUCAAGGAAAUGGCACAGCUCGCCCACAGUCCGAGGGAAAGACCGGAAAAGGGAAAAGAGCCCCGAAGCCCAGGAAACGCCCGAAUCCCGAACAAUUAUCGGAGGAAUCGCCGCAACCGGCGAAGAAGAAACGCCUGAAAAAGCUCGAACCCCUCACGGUGGACACGAACUUUGCCCAUGCGGAUCAGGAGAGGGACAAUCGACUGGAACGGGGACCAAAUUCAGCAAAUCGCCGGCUCUCCUCGGCCUCCCAGCCAAGUGCAACAUCGCCGGACUUGUCGGCGGACCUCGCCAGCCCCAAAAACUUGAAUAACUGGCCCACGGACCAGAUCUUUCUGUCUCCCACCGAACUCGAGCCCACCGCUGAAGUGGAACCGAAUUUAUUGCAGAAUUUUAUCCCAAUGGAGAGGUACAACAGAGCCGAAGAAAGCCCCCAAAGACGCUCGGAAGAGGCGGAGAAAACAACGCCGGGAUCGAAUGAUAGUGUGAGGACGAGAUUCUCGGCCAGACUGAAGCGGCAAAGCCAGUCGGAGGUGAGGUUUUGCAAGGCGUUGAGCAUUUUUGAAGCCAAAUGAUUUUGGAAUUUUGAUUUAAAAAAGUACUUCUAUGGGGUAUGGAGUUGCCUUCAUGAAACGAAGCAUUUGGUACUCAUUAUAUCCUACACCUUAUGUCACGUCGAAUAAGACUCUCGUUGAACAUCAAAUCACCUUGUUUUAGACACCUUCCCCUUCUAACUCCACAAAAAUAAAAAAAAUUUAAAAUUUACCCCUGCCAAAUGCCAUGCCCUGUCAAAAAAUCUACAUGACUCUAUUUGAGGGAGUGUAGACACAAUACUGACUCCGAAUCACCUAAUUUUAAGCUUUUUUUAUCCCAAGGAAAGUGCUUCUGUGGGGUAUGGAGUUACAGGUCGAGACAUAUAUCAAAAAAAUCACAAAAUUUUUCUGAUUCAGAAUAUGUAAAAAUUAGCUGAAAUUUUGGUUUGUAUGGGUGAAAAAAUCAUCGGAACUUUCCUCGCAACACCACGCAAAUGCCUUUUUGACCAAGUUUUUACCAAAUCAAAAGCUUUGAGUGGAGCUAAAGUAAAGCCUGGCAUCUUGACAAGCCGUAAAAUAUCAAAUUUUAUUAAUACUACACCUUAGUUAGUAGUUCCAAUGUAAAAAUUAAUCAAAGCUUGUCAAAAUUCCAGGGCUUACUUUAUCUCGAAACAAAGCUUUUGAUUUGGUAAAAACUUGGUCAAAAAAGCAUUUGCGUGGUGUUGCGAGAAAAGUUCUGAGGAUUUUUUCACCCUUACAAACCAAAAUUAGGCAGCUAAUUUUUACAUAUUCUGAAUCAGAAAAAUUUUGCGAUUUUUUUGCCAUAUCUCUCGACCUGUAACUUCAUAUCCCAUAGAAGCACUUUCCUUGUGAUAAAAAAGCUUAAAAUUAGGUGAUUCGAAGUCAGUAUUGUGCCUACACUCCCUCAAAUAGAGUCAUGUAGAUUUUUUGACAGGACAUGGCAUUUGGCAGGGGUAGAUUUUAAUUUUUUUUUUGUUUUUUGUGGAGUUAGCAGGAGAAGGUGUCUAAAACAAGGUGAUUUGAUGUUCAACGAGAGUCUUAUUCGACGUGAUAUAAGGUCUAGGAUGUAAAGAGUAGCAAAUGCUUCGUUUCAUAGCAUUUGGAACAAAGAAAAACUAAAAAAUUUCUACAAGUUUUGGAAAAUUUUCAAAUUUUUGGUUCAAAAUAGCCUAUAAUAAUAUUUUUUCGUUUAGCUACCGGCUUCACCCAGAUCCCGCACCCAAAGUCGGUCACAAAUUUCGCCCAGGACCCCGUCGGCUCCAGCAAAAGAACAGAAUCCACAAUCGGCGAAUGGGAAUCAAAGCAGAGACCAAAGCCGAAGGUCCUCGGAAACCCCUCAGGCAAGAAGUCGAACACACUCCAAUUCGGUCCAAAAUAAAUCAACAACAUCCCAACUGCAAGCUCAGAUCAAAACAGAAGCGAAAUUAGCGGGACCGACCGGCGAAAAACCCAGAAAUUUGAGUGGAACCCCAAGGGUAACAUCGAGAAACGAGAAAACGCCGAUAAAACCUGAAAAUCUGGCAAAUCCCGGCCAAGUUCAGACGAGAAAUAGCGCCGGCGCGGCUCAGAACACAAUUUUGUCGACGACGCCAGCGAAAGAAAGGCCUCUUCCGUCGCCGAUCAAGCUGAAUCCCACCCCAGAUGAGCUGAAGGAAAUGAAGUUUGAACCCCAUCCAGAACCAACAGAGUCUACGCUGGAUCAGUUCGACGAGGACCGCUCGUACAAGUCGACUCCCACUUUAUUAGAACCCCCGAUUCAACUCCCCGAACCGAAACGGCGAACUUCGUCAAGGCAGUCGAAGAAAAGGCAGUCGAUCACACCGACCAGUCUCACGGAAUCUCCAAGCACGUCCAGCUGCACUUCACCAAUUCCAUUGGGAGAAGGUAAGGGCUUGAAACUGAUUUAUGAAGGGAUUGGGAAAGGUUGAGAACGAUUUUGGAAAUUUCCCCUGAUUUUCAGGGAUUUCGUGGUGGGACCUAAAAUUUGUAUAGACGAAGUGGAUGGUUGUGUCUAAAAAAUUAUGUGGGAUGAUUUCAGAUGAGUUGGGAUAUGAUUUCUUCAUUUUUUUGACUUUUUAGGUCUUUCUCAGGUUUUCGUGGCGAGACAAAAAAAUUGAAAAUUACGCCGAUUUUUGGGUAUUAUGGGGUAAAAUAGGCAAUAAAAAGGAUAUUUUAUCAUACAAAAUCAUGUUUUUUAUUAUUAAUCUUUUCUGAUUCUAUGAUUUUUAUAUUGUUUUAGGCACCAUUGUGACCCGUCGAAAAGCUGCCGAAGCCGCGUCGCUGGCCACCACUCCAACAAUGCAAACAAGAUCCAAACGGAAGCUUCAUGCCUCGUAG